This is a messenger RNA of Letharia columbiana, 837 nucleotides long. RefSeq lists its product as uncharacterized. The record is from RefSeq and is a predicted model, not a curated record. The coding region runs from base 1 to 837 and encodes 278 amino acids. The transcript has a single exon. Lineage: Eukaryota; Fungi; Ascomycota; Lecanoromycetes; Lecanorales; Parmeliaceae.
AUGGCCUUGUUAUCAAAGUUCGAGCUUGCUUCUCUCGGGGAGGCAGGAAAUGAGACCCCUGUAUCGCAAUCCCAAGAGACUCUGACGGCAGCACCAUUCGGUACGCUUACUCUCGUACCACCGGAAAUUCGUGAGCAGAUCUAUCUGGACCUCAUCGCGGCAGGGUCGGUCCGAUUCCUAGAGAGUUCCAAGGCAUUUCACAACGAAGCACUUGACAUCCUUCACCAGAAGGGAGUUUGCAGACUCGAGUUCAACAUAUUCAAACCCCGUGAUAUCUUCCCAAGUCAACAAUUCUCCAAACCUAUUCUCAAUCUAGAGAUCCGGCUCGACCUUACAGAUUUCGUCCUUAGAGUUCCACAGCCGAGCAACACGUGCAUCAACAAGUUCAAUGAAUGGUUGACCCAGUCCAUGGACUGUGUAGACACCUCACAGGGCCUUCAACCUCCGACUCACCCUACUCCUCGAAAAUGUUGCAAGAUCCUUCUUGACUGCAAUCCAGGCUUCUCUGGAUGGAUACCAAAAUUCACAUUCGAUUUUAUGAAAUGCCUUACCGGCUUCAAGGCUUUAGUCUUGGCCGUCGCCAAUGACUAUCCGGGAGAUAGGAAACGUCGGAUGGUGGAGAGAAUGUACGACCCGAGACCGAACCCUCAGCGUGACAUGGAGUCUGCGAUGCACAGCAAAGAGAACGAGGACACGCUUCAUGUAUAUCAGACCGCUAUGAAGGCUUUGGAGCCCACAUUGGGGCCCGCGGAAUGGGUUUCCGAUGAGAAGGGAGCCCAUUUGGAGUUUCAUCCCCGUGCACAUAAUUUCAGUACGGAUGACGGUAGACAGCUCUGA